AUGGUGUUGAAGAAAAGGUUAAAUUAUGAAUUCAACGGCUACCAUCUCCCUGUUAUACCUAGAGCUCCCAGAUCAAUAAGAAGGAGGGCUUCACAGAAGAAAUCAGUGGAGGAUAGCCAAAUUUGUGCAUUCGAAUUACUGGCUGCCGUAGCUGGAAAAUUGCUGCAUGAGAGCGAAAGUUCUGCUUCAAGUAAUGCAGCAGGAGGAAAAGAUCUGUUUUGCAUUCAUAAACAUGGGCCGAAACAGCAACUACUAGAAGAAGGUAAAGCUUUCAGAUCAGAGUGCCUUGAUCAGGGAAGCUGCAUAGAAAAUGUAUUUAUUCCUGAAGCUACAGCUCAAGGUUCCAGUUUGAAGUCAAGUCUUAAAGAGUUCCCACAUGGCAAGAGUGGUUCUGCCUUGGAACGCACUUCUAAUGUUACUAGUCCUAAUUUCACCAAGAACGUUGCUUGUGAUGUGAAGUUGGAAAUCGGUGAAAGCAAGACUGCUCUUGAAAAUUUUCCCACUAAAGCAGAUGGAGGCUGCUCUAAUGAUGGAGAAGCAUCUGACUGCAAAAUGGAGAAUGGAAUGGAAAGACAGGUAGAGGCUGUACAGAAACAGAAUGGAGACUUGACUGCCGCUAACACCUGUGGUUCAAAGGAUCCAACAGAAAUAUGUGUGAAUACUCGUGCACUGAUUAGUUCAGAGAGUAGUGUACAGUUGCCCCUGUAUAGUAGUGCUGUUCCUAACGCUUCUUUUCCCAAGCAUAGGAUUGAUGUAAAGUUAGUUACUAGAGAUGAUGAUGAAAAUUCUUUUAGGUGCAAUCAACCAAGCACUAAGAAACGGGCCUUUAGGCCUCGAUCAUGUAUAGGCUACCGAAGAUUAAGGAAGAUGCUGAAAUCUAAAUACUGGAAUGUAGCUCCAAAGUUGAAGGAUUAUGAACUAUCUAAUACUGAUCAGAGGAUGAAGUCCAUUUGCCGCAAUAGGAAAACCAUUUACACACACGAAAGGUGUGAAUAUGAAGCUCCUUCUAAGAGGAGGAAACUUAUUGACCAUAGCUCAACAGAUGUACAUGAUCAGGAGGCCAGUAGUGAAAGUAUAUCUAAUAUACCUGAGAAGAACAUGAAGAGAGACAAGAGUGGCUCAGCUGCAUUCUUUCACAGAGCAAACAGAGUGUCAACUUCUGUUAAAGGCCAUCAAGCAUCUUCUCAGUCUAAGGAUUGUCAUGUGAAGUUUAGCAUCAAGUCCUUCAGGGUGCCAGAGCUUUAUAUUGAAAUACCAGAAACUGCAACUGUUGGUUCGCUGAAGAGGACAGUUGUGGAAACAGUGACUGCUAUACUUGGGGGUGGAUUACGUGUAGGUGUACUUCUCCAGGGAAAAAAGGUCAGAGAUGACAACAGAACUCUGCUGCAGACUGGUAUUUCUCAUUGUGGCAACCUUGAUACUCUAGGUUUUACAUUGGAGCCUAGUUUCUCUCAAACUACUACACCUCUUAAAGAUACUCCCAUGUUGGUACCAUGUGAGGCACAUCAACAAUCACCCAGGUCCCUAUCUAGUACGAUUUUGGAGUUGGGGUUUCCUCAUGCUUCAGGUGUUCCUCCUCUAGUGACUAACACGGGAAACCAUGUUGAGAGUACUCAUGAAUUACUUCCGUCUCCAGCUAAUGCACUAACAGAUGGAGCAGUCCGAGAUUCUAAAGCCUUGGUUGUCGUUCCACCUAUGAGUGUUGAGGCACUUGCUGUGGUUCCCAUGAACCAUGAAACUAAGCAUUCUAUUCUUUCGCAGCGUAGAACUAGGAGACCUUUCUCUGUGAUAGAAGUAGAAGCACUGGUUGAAGCCGUUGAGAAACUUGGAACUGGAAGGUGGCGUGAUGUUAAAAUACGUUCUUUUGAUAGUGCGAAUCAUCGAACUUACGUGGACCUGAAGGAUAAAUGGAAAACAUUGGUCCACACAGCUAGCAUCUCCGCCCAGCAAAGGAGGGGGGAGCCUGUGCCACAAGAGCUCUUGGACAGAGUCUUGGCAGCACAUGGCUACUGGUCUCAGAAUCAAUCUAAGCAGCAUGGCAAGCUUCAGGCUGAUCUCCUAAAGUUCUCGGAAGAUCAGAUGGAACAGCUUACACCUGAUCCUCCUCAGACCUCGUAACUGUGGAAGUCUUGUCCACUGUACUGAGAGAGGGAGAAGAAAUUUGAAAUAGGUGUCUAAUUGUGAUUUAUGUCAGUAAAAGAUAGAAAGGAAAUGUAAAAAAAAAAAAAUGGAAUGUGUAACAUUUUUUCCAUUUAUCAUGAUUCAUUCCCUUCUGGAGAUUCUGGCACUUGUAAAUUAUUUGUUGAAAUAAGAUCAAUCUAACAGAAUCGACAAGUGGUCACUUUGAUUCAGUUGAUUCUAUUGUUGA
Messenger RNA from Ilex paraguariensis (yerba mate), 2368 nucleotides. The record is from the annotation of a GenBank genome assembly. NCBI's taxonomy places the organism in Eukaryota, Viridiplantae, Streptophyta, Magnoliopsida, Aquifoliales, Aquifoliaceae.